AUGGCAGCAUGCAUCUCACAGGUCACACAUUUCCACAAGUCACAGGCUUACAGCUGCAUAGCCUCGACGCCGGUGGAGGGUUUAAGGCACAACUUCACCAGCAUCGCGGGCUGUCAAACGGAACUCGCUAGAGACAACGCCGGCCACUCACACCCGAACAAGCGCACGUUGAGCCAGCAGCACGGCCAGCACAGCCAGCGGCGGCACCUCCUCUCUCUCUCUUCCCCCGUCUCUCCAUCCUCCCGUCCACCUCCACUACCACGACACCAGUGA
Messenger RNA from Colletotrichum lupini, 273 nucleotides. RefSeq lists its product as uncharacterized. Lineage: Eukaryota; Fungi; Ascomycota; Sordariomycetes; Glomerellales; Glomerellaceae. The coding region runs from base 1 to 273 and encodes 90 amino acids. The transcript is spliced from 2 exons. The record is from RefSeq and is a predicted model, not a curated record.